CUCACUAGAUCUCUCUCAUCGAUCCAUAUCUUAAUCUCACACACUAAGCUAACUAACAAGUUUUGAGACACUACUUCAUUCAUCUGUACAUCAUUUUUCUCAUUUGCCCAAAUUUCAUCAAUAUCGAAUUUAAUUUAGUGGAGCUCAUCUCAUGACAUCAAUUCAGAGUUGAGAGUCGACAGAGGUUCGUCGUUCAUGGAAUGGAAAAAGCAUAUUCAUUCACAUCGGGAUUGGGUGGCAUCGGGAAAAAAUUUUGGUAAUGUUCUCUUUAAUCUAUUUUUAUUUUGAAGAAUAUGAGUUUAAAAAAUCUUAUUUUAGAUUCAUUUCUAGCCUUUUUAAUAAAUUUCGGCUUUUUUCUUAUGGAUUAGGUUUGUUAUACAUCCUCAAUUUGUAUUUUCUUCUGAAUUAUUGUUUUGUACGUAAUAGGUACUUGUAAUAGAUUUAUAGGAGAGUUAGGACUAAAAUUUUUGUCAGUUUAAUUUAGUUGCAAUUCAGUCCUAGUAUAAAUUAAUUGGAUUGCAGACCCUACUUUAUUGAACAGAAAUGUUAUAACUUUUUUUUUUUUUUUUGUAUUUUCCAUUCAAGCUCGGUUGUAUAUGCAACGUAUACUUAAGAUUGUUUAAUAAAUACUUUCAAUUUUAUAAUAUAUACAUAUAUAUUACCUCUCGCUCUAUCCCUAUUAUACGAUUAAAUACUUCCAUUUAAAUACCGCAUACUUUAUUUUGUGAUUUUUUUUUAAAAAAACAGAAAGAAAACUUCACACGAUUUAAGAAUUGAAAUUUCCCAUAGUUUCCCUCACUCUUCGUCUGAGCUUUAGUUCUUCAAGCAAAUAUGCGCUCGCGAACUUCUCGGCAAUCAAGCAGUAAUGCAUUCGUUCAUCAAAAUGGUGAGAAAAAAAAACCAACUCACAGCGAUCCCCUAAGUCGAGUUCAAAGAAAUAAGUGUCUGGUCAAAGCCCUUUUCGAUUUUUGAUUUUGUUGACAAUCGAAUUUUAUACCAUAUUUUAUUCGAUUGUUUGGGGUAGAAGCCUUGAUUCCGUAUUUGUAUGUCUCGGUUUGUAUUUGUAUGUCUCGGUUUGGUGAUGAGGAGCCCUAGGUGUUCGGUGUUGUGUUUGUUCAACGGGUUUGAAAUUGUUCGAAUUUUUGGUCAGGAAACCCGGUUAGGUGUUCUAUUUUGACACCAAUUUUGGGUAAUUUUAUCUGUUUUAUCUUUAAUUUUGUUAAUUUUGGAGAUGUAUAUUUUGUUUAGUUACUCGAAGUUGCAUAUUUUAGUUUUUUUGUUUGAUUGUUCGGUAAUUAGUCAUAUUUGUGGGUUGACAAAUGCGGUAUUAUUAGGUAUCAGGAGUUUCAUUUGUUUGAUCUAAUUUUUUAAGUAAUAUAACUGUAGGGGACAAUUGUAUACUCGGAAUGUGCUUUUACGUACUCCUGAUAAAUUGUGAUAAACUUUUAAUUAAAUUGGAGAUUUGGAUAAUAUAGACUGAUGAUAUUUAUUUAAAAACCGAGUACAAAUCAGUAAUCAGCAGCUUUGCAUUACCCUUUUUUCACAACGAGGUAGAGAAACUCAAGUGACACAUGUUGGACGAACACAUAAAAGCCAUCAAAAUGACUCCGUUCGGGCAUUUUUUGGACUGUCCGAAGAUGAAGUUUCUGUGGCACAGCCUUGUUGCCCUCGUUAAUAAUUUUAAUUCGGAGUCUACGUAGUUCAAGAUCAGAACUGACAUUGAGCUGCCGUUUGAAGCUGAGGAAUAUUUUGUAGGCUUGGGACUACAUGCGAAAGGAAUUUACGUGACGGACAACACAUCAGUCGAAAGUGAAUGGUUUGUUCGGAUUUUUGGGGGCAAGCUGCGUUCUGUAACCCGUGGCGAGGUGUUGCUGAAGCUGCGUAAGGCUCUAUUGCAAGGGCUGAAGCCUUUAUCAGUUGCGGAUGUUGCCCGUCUCUUUAUUUUUCUUGUUUUUGCAAAUAUUUUAUUUUGUGUUGCGAAUUAUUCUGUACUUUUUUUUUGGUUAUCGUAUGUGGAUGACUUGACUGCGAUUGGUGACUAUGCAUGGGGACUGCAAGUCAACCAAUAUCUCUUGAAGUCUAUAAACGACUUCAAUUCCGGAAAGAAAUAUUUAAAACAGGCUGCACAGUCGGUUUGUUGGCUUGGUUAAACGAAAGAGUCCCAACCUUGGACAAGGCAAGGUGCCUACCGAAGGUACCGCGGUUCUUUCGGUGGCUGAACAGCCUUGGUCUGAUUUUCAGGGUUCAUGCAGUGACUGAAUUAUCAUCUCUGAAACGGUCAUAUAUUCAGGACUUUUAUCGGAUAGGCACCGAAGAGAAGUUUGUUCGUGCAAUCUGCCAUGCUUCGGAGGAAGCAGCUCAACAAAUUGCGGUAUUGAAAGUGGAGCUACGGAAAAAAGACGCUACAAUUGCGAAACUACUCGUAAAUUGCAAAGAGCUAGAUCUGGUGUUGUCGAGGAGGACAGUGAAGCUGAGUGCGAGGAUGAGAGUAAUGGCGACGAGGAGGGUGACGCAGAGUAUGGGGAUGAGACAACAAACCGGAUGGAUGUGGAGACAGAGAAGAAACAUUUUGCAGGAGGAUGAGGAAAAUCAGACAAAAGAGGACUCGGAGGAAGAGAAGCAUGGUGAAGAGGAAAAAAAGUAGGCCGGUGAGGAGGAGAAGGUGAAGAAGAGGAGAAACAAACUAAGGAGGAGAAGAGUCAAGCUGAGGAGGACCUCAACGAGGCAGUGGAAGAGCGAGUCAAUACCGAACGACGAAACAAAAACAAAAUGGACACCUUUUUGGGCCAAAUUGAUGCGAUAAACGAGUCGGAUGAUAAAGGAUUGGUAGCCUGCAAGAGUUUAACCAACUGAUGACCAUUGUACCGUAUAUUGCGCCGCCAGAUGUCAAGGUAAGUUAAUUAAUAUAGUAAGGUUGUGUUUGUUUGGGGGUUUGGAUUUUGAGUUGGAAUUUGAAUAGUAGAAAUUUUGAAUUUGAAUAGUUGUAUGAUGUGAUAUAAAUAGAUUUUGAUGUGAUGUUUUAAAUGUAAAAUUGAUUUUUAGUAUAAUAUAAAAAAUAAAAAUUAGGUGUUUGAUUUGAUAUUUUUGGGAAAAAAAAUUGAAUGAAUAGUGUAAAUCCAAUUCAAUCUCCCAAACAAACACACCCUAAGUAUAUGUUGUAGGUCGUAGUUGUCUAUAUGUUGAAUGAUUGUUUGUUCGGUUGAAAUCGUAGCAGGCCGAUAAGUCCGGCAGUGAGACUUGUAGUAGGACCGCAAAUUCAUCGAUCGUAUGUGUUGUAAUGGCACGUAAGGAUCGGAAGAGAAAAAAAAAAAGCCAAAAUUUGUGACAUCAGUAUCAACACCGCAAAUUAAGAAAGCCAGAAAAUCUAGGAGGGCUAAAGGAAAGUCAGUGGCCAACGUCAAUAAUGAGCAUGUACGUAGUUUGAUAAGAAUAUCAGUUGUCCGAUUUAAAAUAUUUCGGAUAGAUUCUUA
Molecule: messenger RNA, 3470 nt
Organism: Andrographis paniculata
Lineage: Eukaryota; Viridiplantae; Streptophyta; Magnoliopsida; Lamiales; Acanthaceae
Exons: 3
Coding region: 2045-2644 (199 amino acids)
Source: RefSeq, a predicted model, not a curated record